Molecule: messenger RNA, 803 nt
Organism: Salvelinus namaycush (lake trout)
Lineage: Eukaryota; Metazoa; Chordata; Actinopteri; Salmoniformes; Salmonidae
Product: tumor necrosis factor receptor superfamily member 17
Exons: 3
Coding region: 246-803 (185 amino acids)
Biological process (GO): tumor necrosis factor-mediated signaling pathway
Molecular function (GO): signaling receptor activity
Source: RefSeq, a predicted model, not a curated record
UUACUUUCUGUGGUGAAUAACACCCUCGUGCUGUGAGUAUAGUUCCUCUCUCGUUCUGAAAUCUCACCAGUCUCUGUGUAGCAGAGGGAUUUCCCCUACAUUACACAUUAUUUACAUAUUAUGUAUUCUCUUUUAAAACCAGAACCCCAUCACUGCCCAGUCAAUCUCAGUUACUGAAACUGGAAAGUACACAAUUUUAGCAUCUAUUUCAGAUCUUAUUCUUGAUUGUCUUAUACUGUAUUGCUAUGUCAGAAGGACAGUGUGGACUCGGAUACUACUAUGAUGGGCUAGUCGAGGAGUGUAAACAAUGCUAUUUACGAUGCAAUUCACCACCCAGGGUUUGCACAACAUACUGUACUCAAUCAUCAGAGAGCAAAGCCCCUGAGCCGUUCAACAUUCGUCUGACCCUGGUCUGGCUGUUUGUGUUCCUGUGUGCUUUUACUACUCUCCUGCUGCUGCUGCAGGUACUGAGGAAGAAGACAUGCAUACGUUUCCCAAAGAACAAAUUAUCACGACUACAGGAAGCAGAGUGUCCCGGGACUGAGAUGGUCUCUGAUGAUGUCCCUGAGCAGACAGUGGUUAUCAUGGGACAGGACAACUUGACGAGAGGAGCUGGAGCCAUGGUUCUCCAGGAGGGAACAAACAGCCAGACUCCCGACUGCAACUCCAACCUGCCUGUCCCUUCCACUGAGGAGGGCACCACCAUACUGGUCACAACCAAGACAGUACAGAUCUUUAACCACACAGAUGACAUUACAGACGGAAAGACAUUGGGGUUGUGGAGGUCUGGCUUUGUAGCUUGA